Messenger RNA from Rhincodon typus (whale shark), 446 nucleotides. Its product is annotated as ferritin, middle subunit-like. The transcript has 3 exons. Gene Ontology annotation, biological process: intracellular iron ion homeostasis; iron ion transport. The record is from RefSeq and is a predicted model, not a curated record. NCBI's taxonomy places the organism in Eukaryota, Metazoa, Chordata, Chondrichthyes, Orectolobiformes, Rhincodontidae. The coding region runs from base 60 to 446 and encodes 128 amino acids. Gene Ontology annotation, molecular function: ferrous iron binding; ferric iron binding. Gene Ontology annotation, cellular component: cytoplasm.
UGUGGGAAAAAGGCUUAGUUCUUGAGGUGUUUGGGUGGGAGUGAGCAGUAAUAGUGAAGAUGGCUUCCCAAGUGUGUCAGAACUACCACAAGGACUGUGAGGAUGCUGUUAACAAGCAGAUCAACUUGGAGCUCUAUUCCUCCUAUGUUUACGUCUCCAUGUUCUCUCACUUUGACCGGGAUGAUGUUGCCCUGCGUCACUUUGCUGAGUUCUUCAAGGAGCAGUCUCACGAGGAACGGGAACACGCUGAGAAACUGAUGGCAUUCCAGAAUAAACGUGGAGGCCGGGUCCUCCUGCAGGACAUCAAGAAGCCAGAGCAAGAUGAGUGGGGCAAUCCUCUGGAGGCAAUGCAGAGAGCUCUGCAGAUGGAGAAGGAUGUGAACCAGAGUCUGCUGGAUCUGCACAAACUCUCCUCUGGCAACACGGACUCUCUCGUGAGUUCCUGA